Trifolium pratense (red clover) is the source of this 954-nucleotide messenger RNA. RefSeq lists its product as uncharacterized. Lineage: Eukaryota; Viridiplantae; Streptophyta; Magnoliopsida; Fabales; Fabaceae. The record is from RefSeq and is a predicted model, not a curated record. Bases 433 to 882 code for a protein of 149 amino acids. Gene Ontology annotation, molecular function: zinc ion binding. The transcript has 2 exons.
CUGUCACUUUCGUCCCUGAAAGUGGCACUCGCUGUCAUAAUAGUCCCCGAAUCAUCAAAAAACAAUUUAAGAUCCCUGAAAGUGACUUCCGUUAGUCAGAAUAGUCCCCGUCGUUAGUUUGCGUCAAAGAACCGUUUGGUAGUGCUGAUGUGGCCGUUUUGUUGACUUUAUUGACCAAUACAUGUCAUUUCUUUUUAAAAAUUGAAGCCACGUACGCAGGGACCAAAUUGAAGGUAAAAAAAAAUUCAAAAAGGUAGAUACCGUUGAGGGACUAAAUUGACUAAAAUAGAAAAUAACCCCCAUUUAUAAACCCUAAAUCAAUCUCCAUUUCUUCCUCUUCUCAUCUCCAUCUUCUUCCUCUUCUCAUCUCCACUUCUCAUCUCCAUCUUCUUCCUCUUCUCAUCUCCAUAACCAUUUUCGAUUAGUUGAAAGAUGAAAGGAGUUCCACCAAUUUCACAGCAAAGAGAAGCUUCAACUACCCAAAUUGGAAGUCAAUCAUCAUCCUCACGUUUUGAUCGGAGGCCUGACUGUUUUUGUGAGAGAAAGACAGUGAUGCUUAGAGCAAAAACAUUGAAGAAUCCAGGGAGACAAUUCUACACAUGCCCACUAAACAAAGAAGAUAGUGCAAAUUGCAAAUACUUCAUGUGGGUUGAUGAGUGGGAAGACUAUCUUGCAAAUGAAUCUUUAAGAAGAGUAGAAAGAAAAGAAGGAGUAAAAGAUGAUGAAAUGAAAACUAGUGUUGACAACAAUUAUGAAAAUGAUAAGUUCAAGAGAGAUGUAAACUCAAAGUUGGAUAUGUUGGUUGUUGACAUGAAGCUUAUAAAAUACUUUGUAUUUGCUUGUAUUGUGAUUCAACUUUUGUAUAUGGUUGUUCACAAGUAGUGUUGUUGAUUAGUGAUUGAAAUUAGUGAGUGUAAUAUUGUUGAUUAGUGAGUGUAAUGUUAUUGAUUAGUG